UGGAGCAGUGGGCUGGGCUCUCUAGCCAGAGAACAUGGCAGACAGACACAAGAUCAUUUAGAAGAGGAAGAGAAAUUCUCCCUUGAGUCUCAAGGAGACUGAGCCAGAAAAAGUUUCUUUCAGCACAAAUGCUAUGCUGCUCCAAUUAACACUGAAAAUGCUUUUAAUGCCUGAACAAUCUUAAGAGAGCUGGCUUACCUGGGAAGGAUGACUGGCUGGCUGAUUUCUCUGAGUUUUGAAGUACUAUUUUUGGCUGUCCCUCACCCGAGUUUGCACAUCGAACCCAGAGAAGGCAGCCUUGCGGGCGGCACGUGGGUCACCGUCGUUUUGGAUGGUGAGGAGCCAGGUGUCCUCCACCCUGCCAAUGCCUCUCAGCCUGAGAUUCACCUGGUGAACGUGGCAUGGCCCACACUGCCAAGGGUCCCCUGUGAUGUCUCCCCUGUCUUCUGGGAUUUGCCGGUGGUGAUUUGCCAGACCAGGGCUCUGCUGUCUGAGGGACAUGCAGGCACAUACGCCGUGGAAGUGCGCUCUGGGGGACAGGUGGUAGGAGGCCCCGGACCAGGGUCACAUGACAACUGCACCUUCAAGUUUUCCAAGGCACAGACACCCCUUGUUUACCAAGUGAGUCCACCAAGUGGAGUUCCAGGGCGGCUAAUACAGGUGUAUGGCUGGAUCAUCACUGGAAGGCUGGAAACCUUUGACCCCGGUGUGGAGUACAUUGACAGCCCAUUGGUCUUGGAAGCCCAAGGAGACAAAUGGGAGACUCCUUGUUCUCUUAUAAACAGACAGAAUGGAAGCAGCUACCCUGUUCGAGAGGCUGGUGGCAUUGGCACACUGCAGUGUCGUGUGGACGGCAAUUACAUAGGGUCCCAGAACGUCAGUUUCUCCGUGUUCAACAGAGGAAAGUCGAUGGUCGACAAGGGCGCGUGGCUUGUCAGCGCUAAGCAGGACCUUUUUCUGUUCCAGACUCACCCGGAAAUUCUAUCCGUGUUUCCAGAAACGGGGAGCCUGGGUGGAGGAACAGACAUCACAGUUACAGGAGUCUUCUUUGACGUUCCCGCCCGGGUGACGGUCGCAGGCAUUCCAUGCGAUAUUAGCCGUGUGUCGCCCCGGGAGAUCACGUGUACCACCAGGGCUCCAGGAAAAGGCACAAGGCUCACCGCGCCCCAGGCAGGCAACAGAGGGCUUCUGUUUGAGGUUGGCGCUGCUUCCGAGGGCUCGGAGCUGACCGAAGCCAGCCCCGGGUACCGCCGGCAGAUUGUCCCCAACGCCAGCGCUCCGCUCGGAUUCUGGUCACAGGAAGGACAAUCUUUCAAGGCCCGGCUCAGCGGGUUCUUCGUGGCUCCGGAGACAAAUAACUACACGUUUUGGAUCCAGGCGGGCAGCCAGGCUUCCUUGUAUCUCAGCUGGUCAGAGGAGCCCCAGGAUAAGGUGAGAGUGGCUUUCAUCGGCGUGGGCACGGCGGACUGGUUCGACUCCUGGGAGCACGGGGACGCGGGGGUGUGGCAGCAGAAGACCCCCAAGAUGGAGCUACGGGGUGGAGCCAAGUACUACCUGGAAGCCGAGCAGCAGGGCAGGGCGCCCAGCGCAGGGGUGAGGAUUGGCGUCCAGCUCCACAACACGUGGCUCACUGCCGGCCAGGUGGCCUCCUACCUCCGUGAGAAGCACCAGCUCCGCGCCCGCGCCCAGAGGCGCCCCGAAGUGCAGAUGCUGAAUGUAUCAGGCCCAGGAAACUUUUUCCUCACUUGGGGCAACAUCUCCAGCCCACCGCUGCCUGCAAACGCCACAGCUCACCAGAUUCAAACCACGCUGGAGGCGUUACUGGCAGUCAAGUGCAGCAUGGAGCCCACGUCAGCCGGCAUCUUACUCCGGCUUGGAUUUGAGCAAGGCCUGGAAGCUUCCAGCUCUGAUGGGGUCCUCACCUGCACCACCGGACCUUUCUGCGGUAGAUUCAGCCUCUGCCAGCCCGGACACCUGGUGGUGACCCCUCCCGUGGCUCGAGAGGGCUACCGGCUGGCUCAGUUUCCCCACCUGUGCCUUGCUUACAAGGGCCGCGCGAACACGAGCCUGAGGGUGGUGGUGACUUUCACAGCUGGCUCUGCCGGUGUCCCGGAGAACAUCACGUGUGCCUGGAGUCCCGCGCCCGCCGGUCCUGAGAGAUGGCGGUUUGCGUGCACCGACCUGUGGGACACGUGUGUGCGACACUCCAGGGGCCUCCGCACCCCCUCCGCAAGCGUGCCCGUGCUGGUGCAGCAACUGGGCCUCUUCCCCGGAGCCUCGGAGACGGACGUGCUCUGCGUGGAUGAAGUGAUCAUCACAGACACAAACCUGACAGUUUCUCAAGCCGACUUGGGCACAGCCCGGCCCUUGGGAAAUCUGGUGGAAUUGGUCUCCGUGGUGGGAUCCCCUCCGCUCUUCAACGUCUCUGUCUGGCCGGCGGGGUGUGGACUGCAGCUCCCGCUCCUCACUGCCUGCUCCGUGUCCAGCGAGGCAGCGGGCGGAGGGUGUGGAUGCCGGGCGCCGGCGCGGCGGCUGCAGAGGCCGAGCCCCCCGCUGGGAGGUCACUUCAGCCUGCGGCUUCCUCACGCAGUGAUCCCGGACAUCCCCGUGGGCACGUCCGCGUCCGGGCUCCACCAGCUUCUACGGGACAACGCCCAGGGCGCCCCGUGCGGCCCCCUGAAGGCCGCUGACUUCACGGUGGAGGAGCGAGGUUCCUGCUACGAGCGUGUGUGGAGCCUGUCCUGGCCCAUGCAGACGGGGGACCUGCCCGACGUGAUCGGGGUGUCCCAUCACAAUCUUACCGGAGUGGACGCCGCCGUGGAUGUCCGGGUGGUGUAUGAUGGCGGGGUGUUCCUUGGACCCAUAUUUGGAGACAUGCUGGCUACCGCGAACCCACAAGCCCAGGUGGUGGUGGAGGUGAAUGGCGUCCCUGCUCACUGCGCCGGUCCCUGCUCCUUCCAGUACCUUCCGGGGGUGACGCCCAGGGUCCGUUCUGUGUGGUACUCUCUCGAUGGUGACACCAACCUCCUGGUUUACAUGACCGGAGUUGGUUUCUCGGCCGCAGCCCAGGCCUUACAGGUCACAGUGAACAGAACAAGUUGCCAAGUUGUUUUCUCGAACCAAACCAAUGUGGUCUGCCGGAUGGGCCUGCUCCCGGUCGGAGUGCACCAGCUCUCUGUGUGGGUGAGGCCCGUGGGUCUGGCCAUCAGCGAGAGUGGGGAAGGCAUCUUCCUCUCUGUGGAGACCUGGCUGGAGGCUGUGGAGCCGGCCAGAGGGGCAGACACAGGAGGACUCUGGGCCCUCAUCCGAGGGCACCGUCUGGAGGGCGUUCACCUGGUGUUAUUUGGGUCUCGGUCUUGUACCAUCAAUGCCACCAUCAGCAACUCCCGGAGGAUUCACUGCAGAGUUCCACCCAGGGGGGAAGAUGGAUACACUGUGAACGUGACAGUGGUCAGACGGGGACACUCUGCUGUCCUUCCCGGGGCAUUUACUUACAUCCCUUCUUUGAGUCUGGUGGUUAUGUCUCUGAGCAGAAACCAAAGCAACAUAGCAGGUGGUGAGCUGCUCUUCCUUGUGACCCAGCUGGAGAAUUACAUAGAUCUGGAGGUGGAAAUCUGCAUCCAGGGCAGCCUGGCUCAGUUGCAUGCGUGGACAGCUCGGGGCCUGGCAGUGGUCCUGGCUCCCUGGCCGCCGGCCCUCCACCGAACCUCAGUCUCCAUCCACAUGGGCUCUCAAGGGGUUGAUCUUCGGAUCAACUGCACUACAGAGGUUUGUACCACGAGUCCUUGCUGCGGGUCCCUUCUGGGCUGCCUUCGUGGGCAGCCUGUCCACGCGUGUGGAGCAGGACUUUCUCCCGGGAAUAUCUCGGCUGCCGUGUGUGGUUAUCCGUGCCAAGUCUUGCCGAACUCGACUGCGUCUGCCUUCAGCUGCUUGCUCCUGCCCCUGGAUGUGUCUGUGGCUCCCUUGUGUGACCUGCAGCCCAGGGGAGACGCCCGUGGAAAGGCCAGACACACCCAUGUCCAGUGCAACUUGACUGUCACCGUAGGGACAGAAAUGCUGCCCAAAGCGUGGCCUUACCUCUGCGUGUGUGAACGGCGUCUCCAGGAUCUCCUUGCCUCGGAUCACGGGACAGAGCCGGCCGCGUUGUCAUUCUUGGGUCUCUUUGUCAGCCCUAAAGUGGAAAGAGAUGAAAUUCUCAUCUAUAAUAGCUCCUGUAACAUUACCAUGGAAACUGAGGCAGAGAUGGAGUGUGAGACGUCUAAUCAGCCAAUUACUGCCAAGGUUACUGCGAUGCGGAAAAGCGGCGUCCAGAGCACUCAGGGUGGCUUUGCCCUUCAGUCCUGCCGGAGGUGGUCCAGGGCCUGCAGCUGGCGUUCUGCAGGGAUGCCACAAGAUGGUGCCAAUGUCACGGUGGAGAAGGGCCAGUGGCUUCUGCUAGACACCAACACCAGCCUCCUCAACUCCCUGCACAUCAGAGGAGGGAAGCUCAUUGUCCUAGGCCCAGGUCCCAUCGAGCUCAGGGCCCACUCCAUUCUCAUUUCUGAUGGCGGAGAGCUCCGGAUCGGAACGGAGGACAAACCCUUUGAAGGCACGGCUCAGAUCACUCUCCACGGGAGUUCCCACUCAACGCCCUUCCACCCCUAUGGCGUCAAGUUCCUGGCUUUGCGCAAUGGAACCCUUGCCCUGCAUGGUGCGCUCCCGGAAGUCACGGUUACCUGUCUUCGAGCCGCUGCCCGUGCCCAGGACACCAUGCUGGCGCUAGAGGACGCCGUGGCCUGGCGUCGUGGGGAUGAGGUUGCGAUCAUCAGUGGAGCAGGCGGGGAAGGUGCCCAGCCUGUGGAAGAGACGGUCACCGUGGAAGCUGUGCACGGUGCCGACCUCCAUCUAAGGGCUCCCUUGAGAUAUUCUCACAACGUUACUGAGCAUUGGGUGGCUGGAGAGCGCCUUGCGUUAAAGGCUGUGGUGGUUCUGCUCAGCAGGAAGAUUUCCAUCCGCGGAAAUCUCACCAGUGAGAGAGUGGAGCUCCUUACCUCAUGCCAAGAGUCCAGCGCUUCUGAAGACGACCUGAAGCAUUGCUUGUACUCCAAGAGCGAGAAGAUGUUAGGAUCCAGGGAUCUGGGGGCCAGAGUCAUCGUCCAGUCCUCCCCUGACGAGCCCAGUCUGGUGCAGAUGAGAGGAGUACAGCUGCGAGACCUGGGGCAGGGCUUCCGUAAGCACGUGAGCGCAGUCACUCUGGUGGGAGCUCUGAGAGGUUCCUAUGUUCACGGCUGCACGGUGAGGAACUCCUUCAGCAGAGGCCUCAGCUUGCACAGGACCUGGGGCCUGAGGGUGGACAGCAAUGUGUUCUACAAGAUUUCAGGCCACGCACUGCUCGUGGGAAUGUACAUGGAUAUAAGAAAUCCAGCCCAAGAUGCUCCUCCUGGAAGAAAAUGGGACAGGUCUGAACAGGGCAAUAUAAUAACAAACAAUGUCAUCAUCGGUGUUUCUGGUGCCGAGGGUCUGUCUAGUCUGGAAAUGCUGGCCCCGUCUGCCAUCUAUAUCCGCAGCCCCACCAACGUGGUAGAGGGGAACAGAGCGUAUGGGGCCGGCUACGGCUACUUUUUCCAUCUCGUGACGAGACAAACAUCACAAGCUCCGCUCCUGUCCUUCACGCAGAACAAGGCACAUUCUUGUACUAGGUCUGGCCUCUUUGUAUACCCCAAAUAUCAGCCGCUGUGGGACCCUGACAUGGGUCCCACUUUGUUCCAGAAUUUCAUGGUUUGGGGAAGUGCAGGUGGUGUCCAGAUUUCUAGAAGCAGCAAUCUUCACCUGAAAAACUUCCAAGUGUAUUCAUGCAGAGAUUUUGGAUUUGACAUCUUGGAAAGUGAUGCAAAUACUUCAGUUUCCAACAGCUUAUUACUUGGUCAUUUUGCUGAGGAGAGAAAUCUGUGCAUGUCAACUGGGAUUAAAACUCCCAAAAGACGGGAAUUGAUGAUUUCGAACACAACUUUUGUCAAUUUUGAUCUCUUCAACUGUGUGGCUAUCCGAACCUGUUCCGGCUGUUCUCCAGGACAGGGUGGGUUUACAGUGACUACCAAGCAGUUGAAGUUUGCCAACUCUUCAAACUUGGUAGCGUUUCCGUUUCCUCACGCGGCAGUUCUGGAAGACGUGGACGGGUCUCUGUCUGGGAAGAACGGAAGUCACAUCCUGGCUUCUGUGGAAACCCUCUCGGCUUCGUGUGCGGCCAACGCCAGCUUCAGCGGGCUUGUCCGUGGCAGUGUCUGUGGAGAAGACGUGGUUUUUCAUCGCAUGUCUAUUGGGUUAGCCAAUGCUCCUGAUGUCUCCUAUGAUCUGACCUUGAUGGACAGCAGAAACAAAACGACCACGGUCAGCUACGUGCACGACACACUGUCCAACCACCAUGGCUGGGUGGCUCUGCUCCUGGAUCAAGAGACCUACUCUCUGCAGUUCCAGCGUCCGCUGAGGGACAGAUCUUUGCAGUACUCAGCCACUUUCGACAACUUCGCCCCGGGCCGUUACCUCCUGCUGGAGCACCGGGACGCGCCCCCGCACCCCGACAUCCUCCUGACCUGCUCGGGCCGCCUGGGCCACUCUCUCCCAUCUCUUCCGUCACCUGGUCGGGACCAGCACUGCGAUUGGUUCUUCAACGCCCAGCAGAGGCGGCUCACCUACCUGAUUUCAGGUGAAGGCCAGGUUGGAGUGACACUCCAGGUGAUGGAAGGCGCGCCCCCGACUCUCUCAGCAUCUACCUCUGAACCAAAUGGACCUCUACCAUGGUCCCACCCGGAGACCUGGCAGGAUGUUGGAGCCGGAUGGGGAGGGUACAACAGCACACUUCCACGCCCUGGGGAUGACGUCAUGAUCCCGCCCAACAGGACUGUGCUCGUGGACAUAGAUCUUCCCUGGCUCCGAGGCCUCUAUGUGCUGGGGACCCUGGAGUUCCCUGUGGACAGAAGCAACGUUCUGAGCGUGGCCUGCCUUGCCAUCCUAGGAGGGGAGCUGCAGGCGGGGACUUUAGAAAAUCCCAUAGAAAAAGAACGAAAGCUCCUGAUCCACCUCCGAGCCUCAGAAGGAGUGUCAUGCAACCGCCUCUAUGGAAUCCAAGUUGACCCAGGGACGAUUGGGGUUUAUGGGAAAUUUCUACUUCACAGUGCAUAUCCUAAGAAAUCCUGGACACAGCUUGGAGCUGAUAUUGCCCCCGGAAAUGAGAGAAUUCUAGUGCAAGAGGUAUUGGACUGGCGACCCCAGGACAAAAUCGUCCUCUGCCCCUCUUCCUACGAGCCCCACGAAGCCGAGGUGCUCACCGUGAGAGCGGUCCGGGGCCGGCAUGUGAGCAUCCAGGAGCGUCUCCAGUACCGGCACCUCGGAGGAGCUCACGUCGUGGAAGACGGUCAAAGCAUUCGUUUGGCUGUUGCCGUUGGACUACUGACUCGGAAUGUGCAAAUUCGGUCUGACACAGCCUGUCGGGGGAGAAUCCUGGUGGGAUCUUUCCAGAAUUCCACCAGAGAAGAAUUUUCAGGUACGCUGCAGCUUCUGAAUGUGGAAAUUCAGAACUUGGGAUCACCAUCGUCCUCAUCCAUCGAAUUCUUGACUGCAUCAGGAGGCUCCUGGAUGAUGUCUUCCGUUCUUCACCGAAGCUGCGGUGGGGGCGUGCGCGCAUCUGCCAGUCCUGGGCUCGUCUUAAAGGACAAUGUAGUGUUUGGCACAGUCGGCCACGGCAUUGAUUUGGAAGGCCAGGCCUAUUCUCUCCUGGGCAACCUCGUCGUCCUGGUGACACAGCCAGCGUGGUCCACCCCGUGGGUGGCAGGGAUCAAAGUGAACAGGGCCCCGGGCGCCAGCCUCCGUGGCAACAUUGUGGCAGGAUCUGAGAGACUCGGCUUCCACAUAGGAGGCCACGGAUGCUCCCCUCGGGUGCUCUGGUCCGACAACGUGGCCCAUUCCAGCCUCCAUGGCCUUCAUCUCUACAAGGACGGCACCCACGAGGGCUGCACCGGCAUCUCUGGCUUCCUGGCUUUCAAGAAUUUUGACUACGGUGCUAUGGUGCAUGCAGAAAACAGUGUGGUGAUACAGAACCUCAGCCUGGUAGACAAUACUGUGGGGCUUCUGGCCGUGGUGUAUGUGUCUUCCGCCUCGUUGAGCUCCAUCAAACACGUGCAGAUUGUUGUCAAGAAUUCCACCAUUGUGGCCACCAGCUCCUCUUUCGACUGCAUUUGGGACAGGAUGGAGCCUCGCUCGGCCAACUCCACGUCACCGGAGCGGCCGCCUUCCAACCCGAGAGGAGGCCGGGUUGGUAUUCUGUGGCCCGCGUUCACCGCAGAACCGAACCAGUGGCCUCAGGAGCCGUGGCACAGAGUCAGGAGUGGCCAGGUGGUUGCGGGAAUCAUGAAACUUCAAGAUGUCACCUUCUCUAAUUUUGUGAGAAGCUGCCAUGGUGAUGAUCUGGACGUCUGCAUUCUUCCCAAUGCCGAGAACACUGGGAUGGUGCCCCCAAUAACAGCAGAGCGAACCCGGAUGCUAAAGAUGAAGGACAGGAAUAAGUUCUGCUUUUCUCCAGUGAUUCCCAGGAAAGAUUUAGAAAGAGUGAUCUGUCCUGACUCAAACUGUGAAAAUCCAAAAAAAUAUCUCUUCAAGGAUCUGGAUGGGAAGACCCUGGGCUUACCACCCCCAGUUUCUGUGUUCCCUAAAAUCGAGGCAGAAUGGACCGGAUCCUUCUUUGAUACAGGCGUAUUUAGAGAAGAACAGAAAUGCACUUCCCCAUGGCCAAUGCAGAGCUUCGUCUGCAGUGAGGCUGACCACGUGGUCCUGGGUCUCACCAGUGCUCACGUCACUUGGGCAAACAGGAAGUUAUAUCCUGUCGUCUCUGUGACUAACGGUUUUGUUGACACAUUUAGUAGUGCCCAGGCCAGUCCUGGCUGCUCUACCUCUAGCUCCGUGUCUACUUUCUAUUCCAUUUUACCCACCAGGCAAAUCACCAAAGUCUGCUUUGUGGAUCAGACUCCUCACACAUUGCAGGUUUUUCUGUUGGGGAGCAGAAAUUCCUCCAAACUUCUCUUGGCUCUAUUCUACCAUGAGCUGCAGAGCCCCUACGUUUUCUUAAGGGGAAGUCUCGUGCCGCCUGUUGUUGUACACUCAGUUUCCUCAUUGCUAGAGGAGCCGGCGGGCGCUAACUAUUUCAGCAUCACGGACAACCUCUUAUAUGUCGUCCUGCAAGGAGAGGAGCCCAUUGAAAUACGCACCAGUGUUUCCAUCCAUCUGGCCUUUACUGUGAUAAUUGCAUCUCCAGAGAAAGGCUGGGAAAUGAUCUUGUUGGAAAGACUGGCUGAUUUCCUACAGAUCAACACAAGUCAAGUCAGACUCACCCACGAGAAGUCUGGCAAUGAGGAGACCUUAAAAACCAUUGCUGACAGUAGAGCAAAAAGAAAGCAUACUUGCCCAACUGUGACUUGUGCCAGUUAUUCUAGAAGCAUCAGUCUGCGUCAACCACUUGCGGUGGAAAUGAGCUCGUACAUGGUCUUUCCAGCGACCUCGUUGGAAACUAUCUCCAAGGUGAUUGUCGUGGAAAUUGGUGAUCCCCCGGCAGUAAGGAGCACUGGAGAGACUCCAUCUUUGCCAAGUAGCAAGCUACAGAGUUUGGCUGGCCUGCUCAUCACCGCUCAGCAGACUGGGCAGCUGGAGGCCAUUCUCAAGGUGACUGUAGGGGCCUUACUGGUGACUCAGCCAGCAGCAGACCUGAGCUGUGGAAAUGCCAGCAGCCCGGGACCUGGGAGCAGCGUGUAUGUUCGGCCCUAUGCGCUUUCUGUCCUGGUGCAGCCUUCGGAUGGAGAAGUGGGGAAGAAGCUAGCGGUGCAGCCUCGGCUUGUUGUACUGGACAGGCAGAAUCGAAGAGUGGAGUCAUUGGGGAUGCCCUCCGCGCCUUGGAUCAUUUCAGUGUCUCUGGAAGGGUCAGCAGAUUCCGCGCUCACAGGGUGUACUCAGGCAGAAACUCAAGAUGGCUACGUGAGCUUCUCUGACUUGGCAGUGUUGGUCUCUGGGUCAAGCUGGCACUUUAUUUUCACUGUGACGUCUCCUGCAGGAGUCAACUUUACAGCCCGGUCCGGGCCCUUUGCUGUGCUGCGGGUGCCGGGGAAGGAGCAGUCCGCCGUGGCUCUGGCCGCCGUGCUGUGUGCUGUCGUCUCCUGGCUGGCUCUGUGCUGUCUGCUGUGCUGCUGGUUCAAGAGAAGUAGAAGCAGAAAAACAAAGCCGGAAGAGACGCCCGAAUCUCAGAUGAAUGAUUCAGCCCAUCAUAUCCGGGUCUCAGCCAGGCGCCAAGGAUCGCAAGAAGGGACGGCAAAGGACUGCGUGGUGGUGGGAGAAGACCUGAGGCUGAAGGCGGCCCCAAACCACUGCCUUCCCCGGUCCCUGGAUGGGGUGUCCAGAAGGAAGGUGGGCCAGGAUCCUGCUCGGGAAGUCGAGGCCACCGUGCCGGCCCCCAGGGUGACCGGCGCCCCUCCCAGGGGCGCCCAGCAGAUGACCCGGGACUGGAAGGAAGUGCAGCAGCAGUUGCCCAGAUACCAGCUGGCAGGCCGAGAUCAGCUGCUUCUCUUACGAUGCCCUGAGCGCAGACAGGACAGGUGGUUGUGGCCGGGGCCGAGUCGUGGGAGCCAGGAGAGAAGCAGCUUGGGUCUUUCCCAAGAGAAGAAGGCGUGCUGUGCCUGGGCCACACAGGUGGGACGGAGGGGGAGCGGCCGGCCUCCGGGCAGCCAGGCAGCAGCUGCGAGCCAGCUGGGGCGGGGCACCGAGAGCAGGAGCACAGAUUCUGCCGGUGUCCAGCAGGGCAGCUGAGGCCUGGCCCCUGUGGAUGACCCUGAAUGAGGACGUUGGACUGGAAGCCCUUCCCCCACUGGAGGAAUGGAAGCCUUAUAAAUAAAUGCUUGUAGACUGAA
Dipodomys spectabilis (banner-tailed kangaroo rat) is the source of this 10922-nucleotide messenger RNA. It is a transcript of the gene Pkhd1, whose product is annotated as PKHD1 ciliary IPT domain containing fibrocystin/polyductin. The record is from RefSeq and is a predicted model, not a curated record. Lineage: Eukaryota; Metazoa; Chordata; Mammalia; Rodentia; Heteromyidae.